Molecule: messenger RNA, 1274 nt
Organism: Pecten maximus
Lineage: Eukaryota; Metazoa; Mollusca; Bivalvia; Pectinida; Pectinidae
Exons: 5
Coding region: 27-791 (254 amino acids)
Source: RefSeq, a predicted model, not a curated record
GUGAUUGAGACUUGUAAACAAACCUGAUGCAACGGAGGCCAAUGCUCCUACUGAAAAGACGCACGCUUUUCGAUGUGGCAUUCACACACAGAAAAAUACAUAGCAAAAGUACCCGGAGCAAUAUGACGGAUAUUGACAGUGUCAGACAGAAUUGGCAGGAUGUCAACAGACAGAUGAGUGUGUCUGGAAUUGUCGCGGACAGGUGGUGGAGUGUUAUACAGGGGCUGUACAGCGCUCCAGUACGACAUUACCACACACUACAACACUUACGUGAAAUGUUUCAGCACUUCAGAUUUGCCGGAGAUCAUUUCACAUUCUCCAGUCCACACCUGGUUACCCUAGCAGUCUUCUUUCACGAUAUUAUAUAUGAACCAAAGAAACCGGACAACGAAGAAAGAAGUGCGGACAAAUUUGAAGAGUAUGCUGCAGAAGUCAAUGUUCUGUCUGAUGCGGACUGUAAGAAGGUGAAGGACUGGAUAAUGCUCACGAAAAGUCACUCAGCAGGGACGGGAGAUAACUCUGGCGAUGAACAUUACUUCUUAGAUAUGGACAUGGCGGUAUUGGGAAGGCCGGAUGCAGAAUAUGACCAAUACGCAUCCCAAAUACGGGCAGAAUAUAUCCACGUUCCAGAAGAAUUGUACAGGUCAAAGAGAGCCCAGAUAUUGGAAGACUUUUUCACAAGACUACCUUUAUUCAGUACCAGACUAUUUCAGAAACAAUUUGAAGAACAAGCGAAGGCAAAUUUGAAACGGGAGAUUGCGAGACUUCGUGACAACUCGAUUCCACUGUGAACCAAGAUAUUUGUAAUUAACAAACAACACGAUUAAAACAAAAUAACAACUUUAAUAAUAUUACAAUAUUUUGGCAGGAAUUGUACUCCAAGCAUGGACGGUGAUCUUGUGGAAACAUUUAUACAUUUAAAAAGUGAAUCAUUUUCACUUAUACUAGUGCAAUAUAUAUACAUGUUUAUCUUUCUAACAAUGUGUUAAACAGUUUUCAAGCAUGGCGAUUAAUUCAUUGUAUAUGAUGGCAUCGUCCAUUCCCAUAACUGUUAUCUGAAAAUAUAUUAGUUUUAUAAAUAUAUUUAUACCACAUAAUUUAUUGUUUUAUACAUUUUUACAAAAUAUAUGUAUAUGUAGACUGAAAGUACGAUUUGAGUUAUUUCAAUAUUGUACAUGACCCAGUUAUCAGAAAAUGAAUUCAAAGUAUUGUAUUCUGUGAGUUGUUUCUUUGUAUUAUAGCCUAUGAUAUGUUAAAUAAAAUUGAAUAUUUAA